AUGUUGUUUAAAUCAUUGUUUCUGUCAUCUUUUUUUGUUGGCUCUCUCGCCGGGAUUCUAUUCCAACAACGCCCUUCCCUAUCGACUUUAGACGACGACAAUGACGUCAACUGUACCAGCGGUAGGCCGUCGGGUUGUCAUGGCUGUAACGUGAGAUGGAACAAGUCUCUCGAUGAAGAUUACAUUUGUGGUGAUAAACGUCUGGGACCGAAAGCUCUCCCAGUGACUUUACCUCUCAGCACAUUUGUUGCCGGUUACGAUCGUUUUGGAAAGAAGUCACCGAAUGACUUUCUCGCAGAAUGGUGGAAUUCUACAAUGGUGUGGGACAUCGAUAAGGGGGCAGAUCGGGAACAUGGAUGGAGAUUUCCGCCGUUAAAUGGCUUUGCUUUAGACCAGGAUCAAAUCCCCAUGAAGGCAUAUAUAGACCUCGAGGUCGGCACACUAGUUGAUCGUUUUGGUGGGACUGGCGGACGCUUUAUCUCUCCCGCCACAGCCCCUUUUGCGCAGAGAGCUCUUCAUCCACAGAGCCUCAACACCAGACCAGAGAAAGAGUUCCCUAAUGACUAUCAUGUAUAUAACGUUACAAAGCCCUUUUCCGUUUUGUCUGGACCCAUCAAGCCAUGGUUUGGUCAGCCUGGGUACGGCGUGCAGUUCUUCCUGGGUAUUGGUACCACGGUUCAGGAUCACAUUAACAUGACAAACUUGGUGGAAGUAGAUCCUUCUAAGUUGCCAACACAAGGGAUAUUGCGCUGCUAUAGCGAGGAUUGUAUGAUAGACGGAGAGCUGUGA
Molecule: messenger RNA, 789 nt
Organism: Fusarium venenatum
Lineage: Eukaryota; Fungi; Ascomycota; Sordariomycetes; Hypocreales; Nectriaceae
Source: RefSeq, a predicted model, not a curated record